Lemur catta (Ring-tailed lemur) is the source of this 3458-nucleotide messenger RNA. RefSeq names its product solute carrier family 35 member G1 (gene SLC35G1). The transcript is spliced from 3 exons. The record is from RefSeq and is a predicted model, not a curated record. The coding region runs from base 67 to 1164 and encodes 365 amino acids. NCBI's taxonomy places the organism in Eukaryota, Metazoa, Chordata, Mammalia, Primates, Lemuridae. Gene Ontology annotation, biological process: calcium ion export across plasma membrane; regulation of cytosolic calcium ion concentration. Gene Ontology annotation, cellular component: endoplasmic reticulum membrane; plasma membrane.
GGCAGCUGAGCGGCUGCGGCUGGUGCCAGACGCCGCGCCGGCCGCGGGGAGAGCGCGGGUCGCGAGAUGCGGCCCGAGGACAGCGCCGGGGCCGCCGAGCCGGGGGAGCUCGCGUCACCGCUGACCGACGAAGCACCCCCGGGCGCGAGUGAGGCGCCGGCGGCCGCCGAGACAGCGGGGACGCCCGGCCGCGGCAGGUGCUGGCUCUGCCCGUCGCCACCGUGCGGCUCGCGCGCGGAGCCGGAAGCCAAGAAGAAAGCACCCUGUCCUGGACUUGGCUUGCUUUACACAUUAUUGUCUGCCUUCCUUUUCUCAUUGACCUCUUUAUUUGUUAAAAAAGUGCAAGACGUCCAUGCUGUAGAGAUUAGUGCAUUUCGAUGUGUGUUCCAAAUGCUAGUUGUUAUCCCUUGCUUAAUUUACAGAAAAACUGGGUUUAUUGGCCCAAAAGGUCAACGAAUUUUCCUCAUUCUCAGAGGAGUCCUUGGUUCUACCGCCAUGAUCCUUAUAUACUAUGCUUUCCAGACAAUGCCCCUCGCUGAUGCCACAGUUAUCACUUUUAGUAGUCCAGUAUUUACGUCCAUAUUUGCUUGGAUAUUUCUCAAGGAAAAAUAUAGCCUUUGGGAUGCUUUUUUCACCAUGUGCUCAAUCACUGGAGUGAUCCUUAUCGUGAGACCACCAUUUCUGUUUGGUUCCAGCUCUUCAGGGACGGAAGAAGGCUAUUCCGUCCAUCUCAAGGGAACAUUUGCAGCAAUUGGACAUGCCGUAUUUUCUGGAAUGACUCUAGUUAUCCUAAGAAAAAUGGGAAAAUCUGUGGACUACUUUUUGAGCAUUUGGUAUUAUGUAAUAAUUGGCCUCUUUGGAAGCACCACUGCCCUCUUUAUAUUAGGAGAAUGGAGUCUGCCUUACUGUGGGUUGGACAGGCUAUAUCUCAUAUUAAUUGGCGGACUUGGUUUGUCAGCUCAGGUAUUUCUCACAAAAGGACUUCAAAUAGAAAAAGCAGGGCCAGUAGCAGUAAUGAGGACAAUGGAUGUAGUCUUUGCCUUUAUCUUCCAGAUUAUUAUCUUUAAGGAUGUACCAUCGUGGUGGACGGUGGGUGGUGCUAUCUGCCUAGUAGCCAGUAGUAUUGGAGCAGCCAUUCAUAGAUGGUACGACAGUUCCAAAUGAAGCAUCAUUGCUGCAAUACAUAUUUUUUUCAAGUAUACCCUCACCAGUUCAGACACACUACAUAUGCAUACACACCUGGGAAAUCUGCAUUUACUUUGAUUAUAUUUAAUAAAUUUCAUAAAUAAAGUGCCAUUUUUGAAUAUGGUAUGUCUUUAAUUAGCUAAGAAUAGCUAGUCUAUUUGGUCUAGCAAUUUUGGGGGGUAGCUUUUGUUUUGGUUUUGGUUUAUUCCUUGUUGGGGUGGCAUUGGUGAGAGGAGAGCACAAUGUGUGAAGAAAAACCAAAAAUUUUUAUGACUCUAGUAAUUUUUUAAGUGUCUUUUUGGUACCAAUGGGAUAUGAGUGGGGAGGAAAUUUUAGAUAUUCUUUUAACAUUGUAAAGCCUAAGAAUCUUAUUGAUAAUGCUGCUAUAAUUAGUAUUAUGUUGAUAAUUCAUUUACAACAUAAUUCCAUUUAGGAGGCCAAAGCUGAAACUUGGGAUAGGUGCCUACUUAAUGCUGUUAAUAAUACAAAAGAAUUGGCCUUAUUUUCAAGGAUUUUAUAAAUGAUUAUCAUACUUUUAACUCGUUCGUGCCUUUUCAUUUUAAUGCUGGAAUUUUUAUUAUAUAACCUCUAAAAAAAAGUUUUUAAAUCGCCAAAUUUGGCUAGUAAUUUUCUGUUUCAGUGGUAUUAGCUACUAUAGUUAUCAUUCUAUAAUUUUAAUUAUCCUCUGUUUUUUUUGAAACCGCACUAAUGUUAUUUUUUCUUAACAUUCCAAGAUUUCAGAUCUUUGAAUCAUAAGGAGAAAUCUUGGCAUGACCAGUGUGCACAUUUCUAUCCUGAAGUGUUUUCUCUUCACUAGAAAUGUGAUUUUCUAUAAAUUCUCUUUGAAUUUAUAGUGUGAUGCCAAAUAAAAUUUUCUCAGGAUCUUAUUAGGUUGAAUCAUAUGAAAUUGCCAAGAUUUUACCAUUUUAAUUUACAAAAAACAUAGUUUCAUGUGGUUCACCCUAAUAGAUACCUCCCUUACCCUCUAAAUCAGAUACUUAGAGGACUUUGGACUAUGUUUUAAAAAUAGUUUUUGAAGUACAAGACUGCUAUUAAAAUUUUUAUUAUGAAAUUAUAUGUAAUAAUGCUUGGUGUUAUACAUUAAAUGUAAAGCCCUGUGAAUCUAUGUUUGAUUGACUUUCAUAGUUUCUUAUAGAAAAAAAGUCACUAUUAAAUUCUGGUAUAUCAGCAUGAUGUUAAAUGUCGGUGCUGCACCAUGAUGCUAACAUCAUGAAUUCAAACAACACAUUUUAUAUCUGGAACUUCAUCAGGCCAACACUCUGCAGAUAGAGAGAAUUUAAUAUCUAAGAAAGCUUGGGAGGUUAGUCAGGACUUAGGGACUAUUAUGCAAAUGGUUCUUUGUCACAAAGACCCUUUACUGGUGAGGCUGUGAUGGCCUCCAACUCUCUUACUGUGUCAGACAUGGUAUCUAUUAUUAUCUUAAGCCUGCAGAGUUGAAAGGUUCUAGGCUCUUUCCCAUCUCCUCGUCACAAUUUUUCCAAAGCAAAGAGGAACUUGGUGUUUGCGAUUUCUGCCUUGGUGAGAGAGAAUCUUUUCCAGUAGUUCCAAGGGGGAAGUUUUGGCUUGCUGAUUUUAUCAAAUGCUUUCCACCUGACAAAUCCUAAAUGAAGUCUAUUUAGGUGAGUCAUCUCUGUCAUGAUUUUAACCUAAUUUACGAUAAUGGGAUUUAUACUUGGGAAAGCAUCAUUCUGCAUGUAUCUUAGAUAAUUAUAGAAUCAGAGCAUUUUCAAACUCCAAAGCAUUUUAGAAAUUGUGUUGUAGGAGCCAUACUCCCUAGGUAGGGUUGAUAGGAGGAGACCUGCCUGAGUUGGAUUUCCAUGGCCAUCUUUCCUCCCUUAGUUCCAUGAUAAAGUAUGCCAAGUAAACCACUACUUGAGCUACCUAAGGUGAAUUAACUCUCAGGGAGCCCUCUCCCAAUUCUUUACCUUGCACAAUGAAAGAACAUUUGGGACCUUGAAAGUUAAAUCCCUUUGGGCCUAUACACUAAACAUACAUUUAAUUUCAAUAGCGUGGCUUAAAUACUUGAAUGUCACGAUAUAUGACUGAGGUUGGAGAAAAUGUUUCUUCUCUCAACUCUUACAGGGUAUGAUUCUUAAACACUUGUAAUGUCCAAGGUGCAUACAAGGAUAUGUUUUGUAACAAUUAUGGGUGUGUAUAUUUUGCAAAGAUUGUAGUUUCUAUAUCUUGAAAAGUAAAAUAUUUUCAUAAAUUCUUUUUAUUUUAUAAGUACUAAUAAAAUAAUAUGAAAGCAA